AUCCAUCCCCACCCGCACCCAACGCCACCAAAUCCAAAUCCAUGGGGGUCGCCUCUCCCUCGCCGCCGCCGCCCGCCGCCGCCGCCGCCAACCAAGCUCGGCCGCCGGAUCCACCAAUCCCCACCCCACCCCCUCCUCCAACAGAAGGAGGAGGAGGCAUGGCGGUCGCCCCUCCUUCGUCGCCGCCUCCCGCCGUCGCCGCCGCCGUUGCCGCCGGCAGCCCGAACCCGACCUCCACUGAGGGCCAAGGAAAGAUGCUGGUCGCCUCUCCUUCGUCGCCGUCGCCCGCCGCCGCCGGCAGCCAGCACCCGCCCUACCCCGAGAUGAUUAAGCAGGCGCUGACGGAGCUGGGAGGCACCUCCGGCCGCAUCGCCAUCGCCGCUUUCAUCCUCGGCCGCUUCAAGGCCGCCCACGACGAGCUCCUCAGGACCCACCUCCGCCGCCUCGUCUCCCAAGGCGUCGUCCGCGGCUACGGAUCAGAAGCCAGAGCUUGCUACGUCUUCCCCGCCUCCUACACCAAAACUCGCGGCCGGCCCCGCAAGCGCAAGCUGCUCCGCCUCCCCGCGCCGCCGACCCUCCCCCUCCCACUCCCCGCGCCGCCAACCAACGAGGAAAAUUUGGAUCUCAGUUUGGAUACAUCUGGAGGAUUACGGAGCAGACGUGGCCGGCCCCUCUUGCCGGCACUCCCUGCGCCCAAGAAUUUGUCAUCGGAUCUCAGUUUGGUUCCUCAUCAAUCUGGAGGGUCACAGAUUAGCAGUGAUGAUGAUGAUUACUCCACUUCCAGUGAUGAUGAUGAUGAUGAAGAUGAAGGUGAAGAUGACUACAGCAGUGGUGAUGACAACGAUGAUGAAUACACUCCUGCGCGUGCAUAUGCUUUGCUCGUCCAUGGAGCAAAGCGCCCACGGAAGCGCAAGCGCAAGAGGGGGCCAGAUCGUCGUCGUAAGCUUCUGCUGUCCGCGAAUUCCUCAGUCACCAAGAAAGGAAGUGGGAGGCCAAGGAAGAAGCAGAAACUUGGCUUGUCACAGGCUGCUUUCCAGAAUGGAACCCCAGGAGGUGGAGGUGGUUUCUCGACGCCCAAGAGAGGGCGUGGGAGGCCGCGAAAGGAUGCACAAGGGCUCUCAACCGGUGUCAAGAGAGGCCGUGGGAGACCCAGAAAGGAUGCACAAGGGCUGACAACCGGUGUCAAGAAAGGCCGUGGCAGACCCAGAAAGGAUGCACAAGGGCUGUCAACCGGUGUCAAGAAAGGCCAUGGCAGACCGAGAAAGGAGUCAGAAGGAAUGUCAGCGGGUGUCAAGAGUGGCCGUGGGAGGCCGAGAAAGGAGCCAGAAGAUGGUGUUCCAGAAGCAGACUCUUCUUCUGAAACUGAAUCAGACGCAGAGUCAGACUCUUCUCUAACUGGGUCAGACACAGAGUCAGACUCUCCAAAUGUAUCCAGGUGGUUGAAGGAAGGGUUUGGGAAUCCAGCAACAAUAGCGACGCCGACAGCAGCAGUCAGGCCUGUGUCGAGGGGGCUGAAUAUAGGGUCUCUGAGGCCAACAAUAGAGUCUCCUGGAACUGUUGUUUACUCUGCUGCCGCUGCGUCCACGGGAAUGAAGAAACUGCUUGGGAGGCCAAGAAAGAAGGGAUCAUCAAAAGCAGUGUCCGCCAAAACUGGAGAUGGAGCGCCUGCUGAGGCUGGAGGUGGUGCGUCCACGGGGAUCAAGAAACCGCGUGGGAGACCGAGAAAGGAGAGACCACCAGAAGCAAUGUCCGCUGAAGCUGGAGAUGCAGCAGCGCCUGCUCCUGAAACUGGAAAUGCAGCAGCGCCUGCUUCUGAAACUGGAAAUGCAGCAGCGCAUGCUCCAGAAGCUGGAGAUGCAACUCCUGCUCUUGAAACCGGAGAUGCAACUCCUGCUCCGCCUGCUGAAACUGGAGCACCAGCACCUGCUCCUGAAGCUGGAGAUGCAGUGCCUGCCCCUGAAACUGGAGAUGUGACGCCUGCUUCUGAAACUAGAGAUGCAGCAGCAGCAUCUGCUCCUGAAACUGGAGAUGCGGCGCCUGCUUCUGAAACAGCAGCACCUGCUCCUGAAGUUGGAGAUGCACCGCCUGCUCCUGAUGAAAAUGGAGCAGCAACGCCUGCCAAAACUGGAGAUGGUGCGUCGACGGGAAUCAAGAAACCGCGUGGGAGGCCGAGAAAAGAGAGACCGCCAGAAGAAAUGUCUCCAGAAACUGGAGAUGCAAUGCCUGCUCCUGAAACUCGAGAUGCAGCGCCUGAUGAAAAUGAAGCAGCAACGCCUGCUGAAGCUGGAGAUGCUGCUUCAACUGGAUUCAAGAAACCGUGUGGGAGGCCGAGAAAGGAGAGACCACCAGCAUCAAUCCCUGCUGAAACUGAAGAUGCAACCCCUGCUGAGACUGGUGAUGCAAGGCCUGCUGAAACUGGAGCAGCAACGCCUGCUGAAGCUGGAGCAGCAACGCCCGCUGAAGCUGGAAAUGCUGCAUCGACAGGGAUCAAGAGACCGCUUGGAAGGCCUAGAAAGGUGAAGAAGCUUGGGAGGCCAAGAAAGGAGAAGCCAGAAGAAGCAGCAAUAUCUGGUGAAACUGGAGAUGAUGCUGCAGCAGCUAUAUUUGCUGAAUCUGGAGCAGCAACGCCCGGUGAAAAAGCUGGAGAUUCUGCAUCGGCGGGCAUCAAGAGAGGGCGCGGGAGGCCAAGGAAGGAGAGGCCGGAGACAGCGAUUUCUGCUGAAAGUGGAGACGCCAAAACAGAAACAAAAACGAAGAAGCCAAAAGUAGCAAGGCCAGCUGGAGAUGGUGAGAUCAAGAGAGGGCUCGGGAGGCCAAGAAAGGUGAAACGUGGGAGGCCAAAAAAGGAGAAUCCAGCAUCAGACGACGGCAUGUCAACGGGAAUUAAGGGACCGCUUGAGUCCCCGAGAUCAUAUUAUGCAUUGUCUGGUGGAGCUGGAAAAGCCGUGUCAACAGGAAGCAAGAUUGCACUGGAGAGUCCAAGGACGGCGGAGAAGCCAUCGGCAGGCGACAUCGUGUCGAUGGUGAUGAAGAGGAGGCGUGCGAUGCCAAGGAGCGACCAACAGCCCUCUGAAGCUGGGCGCGUAAAAGCUUCUGGUGGGAUUUUUGGAUACGUGCGAGAAUCCAGUGGUAAACAAGAGAAGGAGAAGGAGGGCCUGGCAUCAUCUGGGGAGGGGGAGAAAACACAGAGCAAAGAAGGUGUGGUGGUGGCGGCUGCUUCAGGGGGUGGUGAGGAAACUGGGGUUGCUGCAGAUGCGCCGGUUUCUGCAGAGCAGGCAAAAGCGGGUGGUGCUGCUGUUGUUGUGGAAACCGGAGGUGUGACUGAAUCUUCUUCUGAUAAGCUGGGCUCUUCUGCUGCAGAGAAGGCGGCGAGUGCUCCUCCGCGUGUCGAGGCUGUAGGAGGUGCGACUGAAUCUUCUUCUGAGAAGCUGGGCUCUUCUGCUGCAGAGAAGGUAGCGAGUGCUCCUCAUCGGCAUGUCGAGGCUGUAGGAGGUGCAACUGACUCUUCUUCUGAGAAGCUGGGCUCUUCUGCUGCAGAGAAGGUAGCGAGUGCUCCUCCUCGGCAUGUCGAGGCUGUAGGAGACGCAACUGACUCUUCUAAUAAGAAUGGUUGUGCAGCAGCAGAAGCGAGUGGUACAGAGAAUGUGGAGAAGGUUGAAUCUGAUAAGAAACUGGGGAGCUCUGCAGCAGGGACUGCUCCUGUGGAGGGGGAGGGUGGAGAAGACAAGCUGGGAUCUGCAGAAAGAUGUGUGGUUAGUUGAGAUGAUAUGAGCUGAGCACAAGGAAUGUAUCAUGAGAAGAAGAAGAUAAUGGUGAUUUUCUGGACUUUACUGUACAAUGGUGAUUUUCUGGACUGGACUGGAGCGCAAGGAAGAAGAAGAAGAAUGAAUGAAUGAAUCAUAAUUUAAUUAAUAAUAUGUAUGGUAACUGUAAUAGACAUUGUUAAGUAGUAGUUGGUUCCUCCUCUAAGUACUAAUUAAUUAUGUUUGGAUUAUUGGUGUAGUGUAUGAUUAUGCAUGCAUGCAUUAAUCUGUUUAUUAUCAUGUCUGUCCUUACAAGGUGUAUUGUUUUAGUUGCUAAACUAAAUGACUGAUGUAUGUCUGUCUGUCUAUUUUUUCUUUCUUUGUUUGUUUCAA
This is a messenger RNA of Triticum dicoccoides, 4136 nucleotides long. RefSeq names its product nascent polypeptide-associated complex subunit alpha, muscle-specific form-like. Bases 42 to 3761 code for a protein of 1239 amino acids. The record is from RefSeq and is a predicted model, not a curated record. Gene Ontology annotation, cellular component: nucleosome; nucleus. NCBI's taxonomy places the organism in Eukaryota, Viridiplantae, Streptophyta, Magnoliopsida, Poales, Poaceae. Gene Ontology annotation, molecular function: DNA binding; transcription coregulator activity. The transcript has 3 exons. Gene Ontology annotation, biological process: regulation of DNA-templated transcription; nucleosome assembly.